AGAUAAAAACAAUAGAGAAAAGUAAAAUACUGAUAGGGAAGGUUAGAAGAGAGAAAUGUGUCGAGCUUUCAACUCUCCCUAAACAUGGUGGAUUUGAUUUGAGUUUUUUCUGAAGUUGUUUACGUUCUCUUUUCUACACAUUCUUUUGAUUCACUAAAAGUCUAUAUACCCUUUUUGUCUUUUCAUUUUUUAGCUUCAGAAAUCCAUCUGGGUCAUUUCCACACACACACAUGUAUGUGUGUGUUAUUUUCGAGAACUUGUUGAGAUACUGAAGAAAGGAGAUUUGAUUUCCAGGGAGCAUAUAUAGGAUAGAAUUAUCAGAAUUGGACUAUUCUGAGUGAUGGGUAAUUGUUGUGUGGUGCCUGUAAGUUCCUCACAGAAGGAGCAGAAAAAAAGGAACAAGCCAAACCCUUUUUCGAUUGAUUAUGGUGCUGUUGGUGGAUCUGGGAGUGGAAGUAGGCUGCGUGUGUUAAAAGAACCGACAGGUCAAGAUAUUUUGCAGAAAUAUGAGCUUGGUCGUGAGCUUGGUAGAGGUGAAUUUGGUACGACGUAUUUGUGUACUGAUCUGGAAUCCGGUGAAAAAUUUGCGUGUAAAUCUAUAUCGAAGAAGAAGCUUCGGACUUCUGUAGAUAUUGAUGAUGUGAGAAGAGAGGUUGAGAUUAUGAAGCAUAUGCCUAAGCAUCCUAAUAUUGUGAGUUUGAAGGACACAUACGAGGAUGAAAACGCCGUCCACAUUGUGAUGGAAUUGUGUGAAGGGGGUGAGCUGUUUGAUCGGAUUGUCGCAAGAGGACAUUACACUGAACGAGCGGCUGCAGGAGUAAUGCGGACAAUUAUGGAAGUUGUGCAGAAUUGUCACAGGAAUGGAGUGAUGCAUCGAGAUUUGAAACCUGAAAAUUUCCUAUUCGCAAACAAGAAGGAAACAGCUGCCCUGAAGGCUAUUGAUUUUGGGCUGUCAGUUUUCUUUAAACCUGGUGAGCGCUUUGAUGAGAUAGUAGGAAGUCCUUAUUACAUGGCCCCGGAGGUUCUAAGACGAAACUAUGGUCCAGAGGUUGAUGUAUGGAGUGCCGGUGUUAUCCUUUACAUUCUGCUUUGUGGUGUUCCACCUUUUUGGGCAGAAACUGAACAAGGAGUAGCACAAGCAAUUAUCCGUUCUGUUGUCGAAUUUAAAAGAGAUCCAUGGCCAAAAGUAUCUGACAAUGCGAAGGAUCUCGUAAAGAAAAUGCUUGAUCCUGAUCCAAAGAAGAGGCUUACAGCUCAAGGAGUACUCGAUCACCCCUGGAUACAAAAUGCAAAGAAGGCCCCAAAUGUCUCUCUAGGCGAGGUUGUAAAGUCACGGCUUAAACAAUUUUCUGUGAUGAACAAGCUCAAGAAAAGAGCCUUGAGGGUGGUGGCUGAGCAUUUAUCAGGGGAGGAAGUGGCAGGAAUCAAGGAAGCAUUUGAUAUGAUGGACACAGAAAAGAGAAGUAAGAUAAAUCUUGAAGAGCUUAGAGUUGGUUUGCAAAAGCUUGGCCAUCAUGUACCUGAAGCUGACCUUCAGAUUCUAAUGGAAGCGGCUGAUGUUGAUGGGGAUGGAACUUUGAAUUACGGGGAGUUUGUUGCUGUUUCCGUUCAUCUUAGAAAGAUGGCCAAUGACGAGCAUCUACAUAAAGCUUUCUCAUUUUUUGAUCAAAACAAAAGUGGAUAUAUAGAAAUCGAUGAGCUACGACAUGCCCUAAACGAUGAAGAUGAAGCCAACAGUGAGGAGGUUAUUACUGCGAUUAUGCAUGAUGUUGACACCGAUAAGGAUGGGCGCAUAAGUUAUGAAGAAUUUGCUACCAUGAUGAAGGCCGGUACAGAUUGGAGAAAGGCAUCCAGGCAAUAUUCUCGUGAAAGAUACAAUACCAUCAGCUUAAAGUUGAUGAAGGAUGCCUCGUUUCAGGCAUGAAGGUGAAUUUAACAUUUUAAUUUUGAAGCGGAAAAAUUUGAAGAUAGCAGAGGUGGCAAAAAAUGGCGAAAUUAUGACGCUACUUUUUUUUUUUUAUGGUAUACAAAAUCAUUAUAUUUUUUUAUUAGACAUGUUUAUUUCUCCCCUAUGACUAGACCUUGGGGAUGGUAUCACGGAAUCUUAUUUGAUUGUCUGAUAGCUGCUACGUGUAGGUAGUUUUGUUUCUCGUUCUGUAGCUGUAGAGGGGAAGAUGGGGAUUAAGAGGAUGUUGAAAGGGAGUUGUGUGCUUUGUAUAUAAAAGGCCAUUCAGGCGUUCACAAGUAAAUGUCAAUGAAGAUACUGGUUCGUGCAA
Daucus carota subsp. sativus is the source of this 2276-nucleotide messenger RNA. Its product is annotated as calcium-dependent protein kinase 7. NCBI's taxonomy places the organism in Eukaryota, Viridiplantae, Streptophyta, Magnoliopsida, Apiales, Apiaceae. The record is from RefSeq and is a predicted model, not a curated record. The coding region runs from base 341 to 1924 and encodes 527 amino acids. Gene Ontology annotation, biological process: peptidyl-serine phosphorylation; protein autophosphorylation; intracellular signal transduction. Gene Ontology annotation, molecular function: calmodulin binding; calcium-dependent protein serine/threonine kinase activity; calcium ion binding. The transcript is spliced from 9 exons. Gene Ontology annotation, cellular component: nucleus; cytoplasm; plasma membrane.